CGAGACGCUUUUAGCAGGUUAAACGCACAGGAGAGCCGCGAGGAUUUUGUACAUCCGGACCAGAGAGGAGAACUUCCACCGCUUCACUUCAUUUCAGCCCGGCUGGUUACAAACUCGCACGAGCGGUUCCGACUGUGGCGUGCAGCAACGCUCCGCUCUCCAGAUCUGGUUUUACGCACCGGCAGCAGCUCAGUAUCACUUUUUUUUUUUUGGUGCAAUUUCUCAACAAAAGAUUGUUUUUCUUUUAUGUACAUAUAUGCGCUCAGUCGGUCUGUCUUAGGAAACUGAGUUCAGAUUUUGUUUUUGGUUUUUUUGCUUCGCAAAGAAAACUUAAAGAAGAAGAAGAAAAAAGACUCCCCCUGAAUUUCACGCGUAAUUUGGGCACCGCUCGGUUUUGCGCAUGAAUCUCCUCGAUCCCUACCUGAAGAUGACGGAGGAACAAGACAAGUGUCUCUCUGACGCCCCGAGCCCGAGCAUGUCCGAGGACUCGGCGGGUUCCCCGUGCCCGUCCGGCUCGGGGUCCGACGCCGAGAACACGCGGCCGUCGGAGAACGCGCUGCGGCGCGCGGACGCGGCGCUGCUGGGCGACUUCAAGAAGGACGAGGACGAUAAGUUCCCCGCGUGCAUCCGCGAGGCCGUGUCCCAGGUGCUGAAGGGCUACGACUGGACCCUCGUGCCGAUGCCCGUGCGCGUGAACGGAUCUACCAAGAACAAGCCGCACGUGAAGAGGCCGAUGAACGCCUUCAUGGUGUGGGCGCAGGCGGCGCGGAGGAAGCUGGCGGACCAGUACCCGCACCUCCACAACGCGGAGCUGAGCAAGACGCUGGGCAAGCUGUGGAGACUUCUCAACGAAGGCGAGAAGCGGCCGUUUGUGGAAGAGGCCGAGAGGCUCCGGGUGCAGCACAAGAAGGACCACCCGGACUACAAGUACCAGCCCCGGCGACGGAAGUCGGUGAAGAACGGCCAGAGCGAGGCGGAGGACGGCGGCGAGCAGACGCACAUCUCCACCAACGCCAUCUUCAAAGCCCUCCAGCAGGCCGACUCCCCCGCCUCCAGCAUGGGAGAGGUGCACUCCCCCGCCGAGCACUCAGGCUCACAGGGUCCCCCCACCCCUCCCACCACCCCUAAGACCGACGCCGGCUCAGGUAAGACAGACCUGAAGCGCGAGGCGGGGCUCCGCGCUCAGCCCGACGGCAAUGUUGGGCGCCAGCUCAACAUCGACUUCCGGGACGUGGACAUCGGUGAGCUGAGCAGCGACGUCAUCUCCCACAUCGAGACCUUUGACGUCAACGAGUUCGACCAGUACCUCCCGCCCAACGGCCACCCGGGGCCCGUCGGCGCCACUCCGGUCAGCUACAGCGGCAGCUACAGCAUAAGCGGCGGGGCGCCGCUCAGCCCGCAGCCGGCCUGGAUGUCUAAAAGCCAGAACCAGCAGGGACAGCAGCAGCAGAUCACCCUCACCACGCUGGGCGGCGGCGGAGGCUCGGACGCUGCCCAGGCGCAGCACAGGACCCAGAUCAAGACGGAGCAGCUAAGCCCGAGUCACUACAGCGAGCAGCAGAGUUCCCCGCAGCACGUCCCCUACAGCCCCUUCAACAUGCAGCACUACAGCCCCCCGUCCACCUACCCGGCCAUCUCCAGGCCGCAGCAGUACUCCGAAUACUCUGAGCACCAGGGGGGAGGCGCCUCCUACUACAGCCACGCGGGGGCCGGGGCAGGGGCGGGUCAGGGCUCCGGUCUGUACUCGACUUUCAGCUACAUGGGCAGCCCCAACCAGAGGCCCAUGUACACGCCAAUCGCCGACAACGCCGGGGUGCCGUCCAUCCCACAGGGCAGCCCGCAGCAGCACUGGGAGCAGGCUCCGGUUUACACCCAGCUAACCCGACCCUGAGCUCAAACUCACACAAAAACACACACACACACACACACUUUGUUCCGUCAGAAAUGGGGAAGAAAGCGGAGGGGGGAGGGUCCUUCCCCUCGAAUCAGACUUGAAUUCUAAGAGGAGCGCUGGACUUUGGGGUGGCCUCACAUAGUGCCUUGUGUAUUUUAUCACAAUAGAAUCAUCUAUAUUUUUAGAGACUGAAGAGAAUCCUCUGUGAGGAUUUUUAUGAAUUGUUAAUAUUAUGUAUGUUUGUAGCCCAGAGGGAGGGUUGGGGAGGCAGAGGUCAUGCUGUUGGAAGCUGGGUCAGAACUUGACGUUGUGGUUCCGUCACCAGCUGAUUAUUAUUUUUUUUCUCUUUCGGAUCGUAUUCCGUCGCGGCCGUUGGAGCGGCUCUUAUGCAAUCCCAAUGCUGUGCCGUCUCACUGAGAGAAACCGCAGCCCCUUCCACCAUCCGUGCCUUGAUGUUUGUGCUUUUUUUGUUUUUUUUUCCUUUGUACGUUUUCCCGCCGCGGCCACAGCUGAGAUUACAAUGAACCGCCCCGUGGCGAGUGUUUGACAGCGACAGGAAGUCACCUUUAACCCCUAUGGGUGUCCCCUCCGCCCCACUCUGUUCCCCCACAGCAUGCUGGUGUCCUCAACUCCCCCCCCCAGUCAGUCAGAUCCAGUUUAACAUUUUUAUUUAUUUAUUUGCUAGUGUUAACUUUAUUUCAAAGUAAUUAUUUUGCAUAUUAUUCUUAUAACUAAUGAAUUGUCUUUUGUGAUGUAGACAGCAUAGAACUUCCCCCCACUUUUCGUUUUUUGUUUUGCAAAAUUUAGACAAAACGGUACAUGCUGUAAUUUUUGUUGUUUAUUUAUCUUAUGUUAUAAAUUUCUAUUUUGAUGCGCCUCUCCCUGCCCGCUGUGCAUUACAAGGAGUUUGUUUUAUAGCGUUGUGCAGUUUCUUUUGAGUUUGACUCAAAACAACGGCUGAAAGAACUGGAAAAAUCAUUUCUCUUAUAAAUAUAUUUACUCGUUUGGCGCUUUUGUUUGUCCAAUCACCGGGACCGCUCGUCCUUUCCGCUCUGCAGGUCGUUUUCUUUUUCUUUUCCCUCAUGAAGAUCGGACGCUGCCCGAUACUGUCUUCCUGUUUGUUUUUUUAUUUCCUACGAUGUCUCUUAUGUAUUUCUAAUGUCUUUAAGAUAUCUUUUUGUAUAUGGAUUUGCAAUAAAAAACAAAAAUAUA
This is a messenger RNA of Xiphophorus couchianus (Monterrey platyfish), 3106 nucleotides long. Its product is annotated as transcription factor Sox-9-A-like. The record is from RefSeq and is a predicted model, not a curated record. NCBI's taxonomy places the organism in Eukaryota, Metazoa, Chordata, Actinopteri, Cyprinodontiformes, Poeciliidae. Gene Ontology annotation, molecular function: DNA-binding transcription factor activity, RNA polymerase II-specific; RNA polymerase II cis-regulatory region sequence-specific DNA binding. The transcript has 3 exons. Bases 401 to 1891 code for a protein of 496 amino acids. Gene Ontology annotation, biological process: chondrocyte differentiation; positive regulation of chondrocyte differentiation; morphogenesis of an epithelium. Gene Ontology annotation, cellular component: nucleus.